Messenger RNA from Mercenaria mercenaria, 6533 nucleotides. RefSeq names its product zinc transporter ZIP10-like. The transcript has 8 exons. NCBI's taxonomy places the organism in Eukaryota, Metazoa, Mollusca, Bivalvia, Venerida, Veneridae. Gene Ontology annotation, molecular function: zinc ion transmembrane transporter activity. The record is from RefSeq and is a predicted model, not a curated record. Gene Ontology annotation, cellular component: membrane. Bases 30 to 2570 code for a protein of 846 amino acids. Gene Ontology annotation, biological process: zinc ion import across plasma membrane; intracellular zinc ion homeostasis.
UUUUCAUUGUUUACUUUUAGGUCCUAACCAUGUGCGUUUCCAGCGGGCCUCGUAUUUGUCUCCUAUGCCUAUUACUGUAUGGCUGGCAAGCAAAGGCAGUGGUGCCAAACACAACGGGUGGCAUUCCAGAGUUGUAUGACAAGGUUGAACCAAAGCAGGAAUAUAGUGAUGCUGAUGAGGAACAAAAAGAGCUGUAUUUUAUGGAGAAAGAUUAUUUUUUAAAAAAAAUGAUGACAAAGUAUGGAAAUGGAGUUGAAAUGAAUUAUGAAGGGUUUGAACAUCUGUUGCAUAAGCUAGGUCUCGGAGGGUUGUUGGAGUUUGACCACGAGGUCAGUUGUCAUAAGGCUGAAAAUAGUUCUGAUUUUCAGGAAAUGCAUCUGCACCAUAAUCAUUCAGGGAACAUAUUAUCAACUUCAAAAGUAUGUGAGAAUAAAGACGAACAUUCCCAUGAACACAAAGAUCAUGAACAUGAUAAUCAUGAUCAUAUUCACAGUCACAGUGAACAUGAAAAUGAACACAUUCAUGAGGACCAUGUACAUGUUGAAGAACAUGAUCAUGGACAUGCUGAUCACAAACAUUCCAAAGAUCAUGAUCAUGAUCACACUGGAGACAAUAAUCAGGAACACACUGAAGAACAUGGUCAUAAACACAAUGAAGACCAUCAUUAUGAACACUCUGAAGAACAUGAUUAUGAACACACUGAAGAAAAUAAUCAUGAACACUCUGAAGAACAUGAUUUUGAACACAACAGCCAGAAUGAAACUAUUGAAUUAGAUCUAGAUCAUGAACACGAUCAAAAUCAUACAGAUGAACAUGAUGACCAUCAUCAUGACCAUGAUGACCAUCAUCAUGACCAUGAUGAUCAUAAACAUGCCCAUGAUGAUCAUAAACAUGACCAUGAUGACCAUCAUCAUGACCAUGAUGAUCAUAAACAUGAGCAUGUUGAAAAGGAAAAUAUAGGUGACACUGAAAAUAAUCAUAUUGUAAAUGAACCCACAAGUCAUAAUCAUGAACACAAUGAAACAGCAGAUCACAGUCAUGAUUAUAAUGAAGAAAUGGAAGAGACUGAGAAAAGUGUCCAUGAUCAUGUCCAUGAACAUGAUCAUGACCAUGUUCACCAUGUUCACAAGAGGGAGACAGAUCAUGAGUGUUUGGCAGCAAAUGUUAUGUUGCGUAUGGUCCAUGUUGAUAAACCGAGAAGUCUAACAAAAGAUAUGUUUAAAGAACUGUGCCCAAGCCUUAUUUAUCAGAUAGAGGCAGACUCUUGUCACAGUUCUCAUCGUCACCACGAUAGUUACCAUGGCAACCAUGACCAUGAUGACCAUGAUCAUUCAACUGAAGCAGAAAGUGCCAAGAUUGACUUGUCAAGUGUCCCACCCAAAGUAUGGGGAUUCAGUGCAAUAGCAGUUAUAAUUAUCUCCCUUGUGGGGUUGUCAGGUGUUGUUGUGAUACCGAUCAUGCAAAAGGUGUUCUACAAUCACAUGCUGCAGUUCUUGGUUGCCUUAGCUGUCGGAGCACUGUCUGGCGAUGCUCUGUUACAUCUUUUCCCACAUGCAAUAGCAGGAGGUCAUGGUGAUGAGGGUGGUGGACAUGGCGGGCAUGAUCACGGCAGUUGCGGCCAUUCUCAUGAUACAGGACCAAUAUAUAAAGGUCUGUGUGGCCUCCUGGGAAUCUAUUUCUUUUUCUUCACAGAGAGGGUGCUAACAAUGUUUACAGAAUAUAAGAGAAGGAAAAAGCAGACGAAAAAUCGUAAGAAAUAUAUAAAGGAUGAAGAAUUGGUCAAGGUUGGUGAAAAGCUUGCCAGCAGUGAAUGUGAUGGUAUGAUAAUGAGUAUUCACCCAGAUAAAGCGCUCCGAGGUUAUGCUGAUGAGGCUCACUCUGAACAUUGUACUAUCAGUUUUGAAAACACAACGACUGUAAGUCACGAACAUGGUCUGUGUCCAGAGAACCAUGUAGAGACGUGUGUAGAUGGUGACGAGAACACUUCAAUGAUCGGAUCUCAUAACUCUACACCCAAGCCCCACGGUCACGGUCAUGGACAUAAGCACGGACAUUCCCAUGGGGUAGACGGAGUCCCAGGCUCUGUGGCCUCAGUUGCUUGGAUGGUUAUCCUUGGCGACGGAAUACAUAAUUUCAGUGAUGGACUCGCUAUAGGUGCUGCAUUCGUUAACAGUAUAACUGGGGGAUUCAGCACUUCAGUAGCAGUGUUUUGUCAUGAAUUACCACAUGAAAUAGGUGAUUUUGCUAUGUUGUUGAGAGCUGGUAUGUCGCCUAAACAAGCCAUUAUCUACAAUUGUCUAUCCUCCAUUCUGUGUUUUGUUGGGAUGUUGGUUGGUGUUGCUAUUGGCAACCUCGCAGGAGCAACUCUAUGGAUAUUUGCUAUGGUUGGGGGAAUGUUUCUGUACAUAGCUCUUGUUGAUAUGUUACCGGAGCUGUCGUCCGUAGAGACAAAGAAGGGAGAACAUCCAUUCUGUCAUCUCCUGCUACAAGGUAUAGGAAUGUGUAUUGGAGCAGGAAUCAUGCUGGUAAUAGCUCUUUAUGAGGAGGAUCUUAAAACUAUAUUAGACUAAACUUCACAAGAGGCUGAGGUUCCAGUGUUUGUACACAAACUCGAGAAUAUUAGAUUACUAUGUCUCCCAUAUGAAGUGGGGGAGACAUAUUGAUGUAGUGCUGUCUGUCUGUCAGUCUGUACGAUUGUCUGUCUCAAAGUUUGUUCACGCAACUCCUCCAACAACACCGGGUGGAUUUAUGCCAAACUUCACAGGACUGAUCAUUGCCAAGCCUAGUUGAGCAUAUUGUCAGCAUUUUCUAGUUUGAUGAUCUUCAGCAGACUUAAUGGCCCUUGAUUUAUUAAAUUUUAUGAUGUUUUGGCCACUUCUCUGUUAUUAUUGGGAAGAUUUGGACCAAACCUCGGAUGGGGUUAUUAAUGCCAAGCCUCAUAGUGCAUAUUUUCAGCUUUGGCCAGUUUGAUUAUUAUCAGCAGAGUUAUGGCCCUUCAUUCAUUAAAUUUUAUGUUAAGGCCAAUCUCUUUUUAUUUUUGGUUGAAAUUCCACCAAACCUUACCGGAGUUAUCAGUACCAAGCCUCAUUGUGCAUAUUGCUGACAUACUCAGGUUCAAUGAUUUUCAGUGGAGUUAUGGCUCAUGAUUUGUUGUAUUUUUAUCUUGUGUGGGCAACUGCUCUGAUACCACCAGGAGAAAUUACACGAAACUUCAUAGAAGUGACCAUUGCCAAGCCUAGUUAUGCAUAUCAUCAGCACGUUCCAGUUUGUUGUUUAUCAACAGAGUUAUGGCCCUUGAUUCUUCAAAUUUUAUGAUGCUUUAACCAUUUCUCUUAUAUAAUAGGCCGAAUUUCCACCAAACCUUACAGGAUAGAUCAGUGCCAAGUCUUAAUAUGCAUAUUUUCGGCAUGUUCUGCUUCAGAGAUUUUGAGUGGUAAGUGGAGGGAGACGUAUUAUUUUUGUGAAAACAAACCCUAGUUUAACAUUGUUUUCUAUAAUACCAUGAUAUUUUUUAAUGCAAACCCAUUCAUAGAACUGUUUUUUGUGUUUUUUUUUUUCAAGUACAAGGGUUGAUCCAAACGUAACUUCAUUGAAGGUAUUAACUUUGUAUAAUUGAAAGACCCCCCCCCCCACCCACCCACACACACACACCUCAAAAGUAAGUUGAUCUGUUUGCAAUAUUUUCUGAAAAUGUUAAAUUUGUUACUUGCUUAACAAGAGAUAUAAAUAAUAAUUACAGAAAUCAUGGUGGUAGUGACUGCCACACAUUACUAAUGUUAUUGACAUCAAAAAAAUUAUAUUUUGUCACAAAGCAGUAACAAAUCUUAGCAAUAUAGCAAACUUUAUCUUGUGAGAAUGGCACAAUAGUUAUCAAUGUUGACUGCUUAAAGAUAUUUCAUAUGAUUAGGUGUGUUAUAUAGAUAUCAGUUGGUGAUUGUCUCUGUUUUGGUUGGGUUUUUUAGCUCGACUAUAUGAAGUAUAAGGAGAGCUAUCCUACUCGCCCCAGCGUCGGCGUCGGCGUCUUUCUGCAUCCCCACCUUGGUUAAAGUUUUGGUGCACUUUCUCUUUUUUCAACUUAUCUCUGUAAUUACUUGAUGGAUUUGAUUCAAACUUGAAAUACUUAUUCCUCAUCAUCAUCCACAUCAUCUGACAUAAGGGCCAUAACUCUGGCACCAGUAUUUCAUGAAUUAUCCCCCCUUUUCUCUUAGAUUUUCAGAUUAAAGUUUUGAUGCACUUUCACUCUAUCUCUGUUAUUACUGAAUGGAUUUGAUUCAGACUUAAAAUAGUUGUUCAACAUCAUCACCCACAUCAUAUGACACAAGGUGCAUAACUCUGGCACUAUUUUUCAUGUAUUAUUCCCCCUUUUUACUUAGAAUUUCAAGUUAAAGUUUUGGUGCACUUUCACUCUACCUCUGUUAUUACUGAAUGGAUUUGAUUCAGACUUAAAAUAGUUGUUCAGCAUCAUCACCCACAUCAUAUGACACAAGAUGCAUAACUCUGGCACAAUUUUUCAUGAACUAUUCCCCUUUUUACUUAGAAUUUCAGGUUAAAGUUUUGGUGCACUUUCACUCUAUCUCUGUUAUUACUGAAUGGAUCUGAUUCAGACUUAAACAAUUGUUCAACAUCAUUACCAUCAUUACAUUAUGCACCUUGUAUGAUAUGACACAAGGUGCAUAACUCUGGGACCAAUUUUUUCAUGAAUUAUUUCCCCUUUUUACUUAGAAUUUUAGGUUAAAGUUUUGAUGCACUUUCACUCUGUCUCUGAUAUUACUGAAUGGAUUUGAUUCAAACUUAAAAUGGUGUUCAACAUCAUCACCCACACCAUAUGACUCAAGGUGCAUAACUCUGGCAUCAAUUUUUCAUUAAUUUUUCCCCCUUUUUACUUAAAAUUUUAGGUAAAAGUUUUGAUGCACUUUCACCCUGUCUCUGUUAUUACUGAAUGGAUUUUAUUCAAACUUAAAAUGAUUGUUCAACAUCAUCACCUACACCAUAUGACGCAAGGUGCAUAACUCUGGCAUCAAUUCUUCAUUAAUUAUUCCCCCUUUUUACUUAGAAUUUUAGAGUUUUGAUGCACUUUCACCCUGUCUCUGUUAUAACUGAAUGGAUUUGAUUCAAACUUAAAAUAGUUGUUCAACAUCAUCACCCACACUAUAUGACACAAGCUGCAUAACUCUGGCACCAAUAUUUAAUGAAUUAUGCCCCUUUUUGCUUAGGAUAUACUUAUAUAGUGUUUUGAUACAUUUUGUCUUUACUUAUUACUUUAAGUUGAUAUUUUUGACAUAGACUCAGGCUAUUGUGCAAUAUCUUCAUCCACAAUUGAGUCAUUAAACACUCCAGUGACAGCUCUAGUUUCCUCAGAUGUGCCCAGUUUCACUAUCCAGCAUCGAAAUAGUCGAGCGCGCUGUCUCCUGUGACAGCUCUUGUUUGUUUUUUUUUUGUUGUUGUUGUUUUUAAGAAACUGCUAUUUUUGUGGGGGUAAAAUGUCUUCAUUGAUGCACUUUGAUGUUCUGUGUAAUAGUAAUAUUUACUCAUAUAAUCAUAAUUUCAUUAGUGUACACUUUACAUGAUUUCUAUAAUGAUACAACUCUAAAUAAAUGCAAAAUGGAUGCAUUGACAUGGCUUUUGGAUCAACCCUCUUAAAUGUUGUAUUGUAGAAGACAGUGUUAAAUAAUCUUCAUAUUCUAUACUUAUUUUUCUCAGUAAAAAUUAGAUUCACCACCAGGCUGACAAGAUUCUACCUUUUAAAUGUAACAUGGAUGGUACUCAUGUUGGCACAUUCAUUGGUCAAUGGGUUUUAUGGUCAAGUUAUACAAGAUACAAGAUACAAAUUUUAUUUAAAGUCGGUGUUAAUAUACAGACAACAUUAGCUAUGUAUAGUUAUUGACCGACAUAAGUUAUCACGAAGACACUCGGAUCAAAGUUAUCUGCAUUGUCCAAUAUGGAAUAUAAAGUACUAGUAUUCAAUAUGGAAAUAAAAUGGACAGUCACUUGGUACAAAUGCAAAUUUUUUAUUUUAAGAGAAAAAUAAUUAUAGAAUAAAGUCUUUACAUCUUAAAAGUGUACAAUAGAUACUGCAAUAAUCUGUUGUCACACACUGUGUAGAUACACAGUAAACAAAGUCAGUAUGCCUCAUAUGAAUUUAAAAACAACAACGUAGCAACCCAUCUAAUUUAGCUCAUUAGGUAGAACGCAAGGCUAUAACUGAGAACUUGCAUAUUCAGUCCCUAGGUAUGGUGUAUGUUGAUAGAAUAUUUUAUCCGCCAAAUUGGGGCAUAAGUUCUCUGUGACAGUUUGAUAAAAGACAUUGUGUCUGAAAUCAUUCGUCCUCCCAACACUUGAUUCAUGUGGGGAAGUUGGCUGUUACUUGCGGAGAACAGGUUUGUACUGGUACAGAAUCCAGGAACACUGGUUAGAUUUACUGCCCACCGUUACAUAACUGAAAUACUGUUGAAAAACAAUGUUAAACCCAAAACAAAACAAAAGAAUAUUUUAUUAGAAGUUAAUCCUCUUCCAACUCUGAUUUAUGCAUGGAG